GCGCUCCCUCUCGCUCGGGCUAUGCUAAUGAAGCCUCUCAUGAAGGUCCCUCCCCUCUCUUUGGGGAGCCUCUUGGUUUCGUAGCUUGCCCAAACGCAGGAGGAGAAGGAGAAGGAAGGAAGAGGGGAAAGCAGAAGAAGGAAAAGAAGAAGAGGAGGAGAGAGAGAGAAGGAGGGAGGGAGAGCUCUUUCGCUCCCGUCCUUUGCAUUCCCCUUGGCAUGGGAAGCAGCGGACGGAUCUAGCUGCCAAGUUUCUGGGUCUUUUUGGAGGGGAGAACAUCUCUCUCCUGUUUGUUUAUUUCUCUCCUUCUUCCAACUCGCUCUGCUUCUCUGUCGAGGCUCGAUCCCGAUACAACCGCCACCACGUUAACUUCCCAGAGAUCCGGGGCCUCCUGUGGAGCCAGUGAGACUCUACUGUACUUCCAUUAUUUCCAUGAACAACAAUCUAUGGAGCCGAACCGGUCGUAUCAUGGAAUUGCUGUCCACCCCGCACAGCAUCGAGAUCAACAACAUCACGUGCGACUCGUUCCGGAUCUCCUGGGCCAUGGACGUUGGCGACCUGGACAGAGUCACUCACUACUUCAUUGACCUGAACAAGAAGGAGAACAAGAACUCCAACAAAUUCAAACACCGGGAUGUCCCUACCAAGUUGGUGGCCAAGGCGGUUGCCCUGCCCAUGACAGUGAGGGGACACUGGUUUCUGAGUCCCAGGACAGAGUACAGCGUGGCAGUGCAGACAGCCAUCAAGCAGAGCGAUGGGGAAUAUCUUGUAUCUGGAUGGAGUGAGACAGUCGAAUUCUGCACUGGUGACUAUGCGAAAGAGCACUUGGCCCAGCUGCAGGAGAAAGCCGAACUCAUUGCAGGAAGGAUGCUCCGCUUUUCGGUCUUCUAUCGGAACCACACCAAGGAAUAUUUCCAGCAUGUCAGAAUGCACAGUGGGAACAUCAUGAAGCCGUACCUGAAGGACAACAGCGGCAGCCACGGCUCGCCCACCAGCGGCAUGCUCCACGGCAUCUUUUUCAGCUGCAAUACCGAGUUCAACACAGGCCAGCCUCCCCAGGACUCGCCUUAUGGCCGUUACCGCUUCCAGAUUGCCGCCCAGCGCUUCUUCGGCCCCAACACCAAUCUCUACUUUGCGGACUUCUACUGCAUGUACACCGCCUACCACUACGUCAUCCUGGUCCUGGCGCCCAAAGGCUCUCCGGGAGACCGCUUUUGCCAGGAGCGCUUGCCUCAGUUGGACAUUUCCUGCAACAAGUUCCUGACCUGCUGCGUGGAAGACGGAGAGCUCGUCUACCGCCACGCUCAGGACGUCAUCUUGGAGAUCAUCUACACCGAGCCGGUCGACCUCAGCCUCGGGGUCCUGGGGGAAAUCAGCGGGCACCAGCUCAUGAGCCUCUCGACCGCCGACGCCAAGAAAGAUCCCAGUUGCAAGACGUGCAAUAUCAGUGUGGGGCGCUAGAGACUGGAGAGCGGCGGGAGGGAUGGGAGGUCUCUGCAAAGGCAAGACCCUCAGGAAUGGAAGUGGCUACUGAGAGCCCCGAUUGGGAGUCAAGGGCAGUGGGCUGGAGAUUCAGGCCCACAAGCGCGAAUCCACGAGCCCCACAUCCAUAUCUCUCUCUUGGUCUCUUUCCUAUUGUCUUGCAUGUUUGCUUAGCCAUUGUAAAUAAGAUCCUAACGCAGGGGAGAGAUGGAAUCAGGGCAGCUUUGCAGGGUCUGUUCUUCUCGCAGAACCAUUCCAGAUCCUCCCCUUCUAUGCCCCUUGCCCCCCCUAAACUCAGAUGGAUAUUUCACUUUGCACACACAAAGCAAAUUGUCUGGCCAGUGGCAUUGCAAACACUUCAUGUUCCUUAUCGGGACCCCAUAUUUAGAACAUUUCUCUUUCUCCUUCUCACUGCUUCCUUUGGCCCUUUCCUUUCAUGCCAACCACAUCCCCCAACCUGCCAAGGGGUCUCUGGACCUCCCCAAGGAUCUUCUUCACAGCCCCAGCUUUCUCGGUUCUUUGAAUAGAGGGGAAUGUUGGGCAAGUGGGCUUAUUAAUAAAAGACCCUCCCCAUAAAUGUACAGCAGAGUAACUUAUUAGCAGUGACCCAGCACUAGUCGCCAAAAGUGACAAAAAGAACAAAAACAUGCAGACCAAUGUUAUAUCUUCCUUUGGAGGCUUUUCACGCUGAGGCUUUCUCAUACUGUGGCCUCUCUCAUACUGAGGCCUUCUCAUACUGAGGCCGCCCUCACACUGAAAUCUUCUCAUACUGAGGCUGCCCUCACACUGAAGCCUUCUCAUACUGAGGCCUCCCUCACACUGAGGACUUCUCACACUGAGGCCACCCUCACACUGAGGACUUCUCAUACUGAGGCCGUCCUCACACUGAAGCCUCCUCAUACUGAGGCCAUCCUCACACUGAAGCCUUCUCAUACUGAGGCCGUCCUCACACUGAAGCCUUCUCAUACUUAGGCUGCCCUCACACUGAGGCCUUCUCAUACUGAGGCUGCCCUCACACUGAGGUUUUCUCAUACUGAGGCUGCCCUCACACUGAGGCCCUCACACUGAGAUCUUCCCAUACUGAGGCCUCCCUCACACUGAGGACUUCUCAUACUGAGGCUGCCCUCACACUGAAGCCUUCUCAUACUGAGGCCGCCCUCGCACUGAGACCUUUUCAUACUGAGGCCACCGUCACACUGAGGCCUUCUCAUACUGAGACUGCCCUCACACUGAGACCUUCUCAUACUGAGGCUGUCCUCACAUUGAAGCCUUCUCAUACUGAGGCUGUCCUCACAUUGAAGCCUUCUCAUACUGAGACUGCCCUCACACUGAGGCCUCAUACUGAGGCUGCCCUCACAGUGAGACCUUCUCAUACUGAGGCUGUCCUCACACUGAAUCCUCAUACUGAGGCCUCUCAUGCACUGAGGCUUACUAAACUAUAGGCAUACCUGCUUAUGUUCAUCUACAGUUUUUGCAUCCAUUUAACCCUUUCACAUUUUUGUAAUUAAAAAUACCUAGUUUUUAAUAUUUCUGACAGGGUAAACUAUUUUCAGCAGGUGAGCUGGCAUGGGGCUACCAUCUCUUUGGUGUGAGGAUUGGCCUCGGGGCCUGUGCCAAAGGAAAUCUAAGCCACGGUAGGGAUGGGUUGGGGGCGAAGAACCCCAUGAAAAAGAUCACUUGGAGAUCCCCUCCCCUUGUCCCAGGGUGUGAUACCCUAUUUCUUCACAUCCUCUAUUUAUUUUGAUCAAAUUCAACAAAGGGAGUGACAGGUUCCAACUGGUCUGUUGGCAGCUCAGAGGAGGACUGGAAUGCGACUGGGCGGUGGCUGCGCAGAGGGAUCCUGCCUGUCACCCCCCACCUUUGUGCCAGGCUGCCCAGCCUUGCCUGGUAGAUGUGCUUCUCUGGGCUGGCGGGAGGAAUCCUGUCUGCCCACGAUGCCUGGGCUGCAUUAUGCACCUUUAUAGGACUGCCUUUUGAAGCAGAAAGGAAUAGGGAGAGCAGAGAAGGGGGACUAAACCCCAUAGAAGUACUAUUUCCCCCAAUUGCUCCUGCUUCAUUUUCUUUGUCUGAAGGAGCUCCAGAGGCAGCUCAUUCAAGCAAAGGAAUGGAAUAACAGCCCUUUCCCCCUGUCUUUCUUAAAAACAGUUUAAGAUGUUAUCCCCCACAUUAUUAUUAUUAUUAUUAUUAUUAUUAUUAUUAUUAUUAUUAUUAUUAUUAUUAUUAUUGUAAGACACAGCAAACAAGAUAGAAAUGCUGGAUUUCGUAUCACAAAAUCACAAGUCGAACACUUCCCAAGCGUUUACGACUGUGUGAUGUAUUUUCGGAUAAUUCGCGCAGAUCCCAGUAGGGUGGCCUUUUGCAGUUGGCAGAUCGUAAUUUUGUCAAUGUAUAAUUAUUAUUAUUAUAUAGGGAGCCUCCGGUGGCCUAGGGGAUAAAAGCCUUGUGACUUGAAGGUUGGGUUGCUGACCUGAAGGCUGCCAGGUUCGAAUCCCACCCGGGGAGAGCACGGAUGAGCUCCCUCUAUCAGCUCCAGCUCCAUGCGGGGACAUGAGAGAAGCCUCCACAAGGAUGGUAAAACAUCAAAAUAUCUGGGCGUCCCCUGGGCAACAUCCUUGCAGACGGCCAGUUCUCUCACUCCAGAAGCAACUCCAGUUGCUCCUGACAUGGAAAAAAAUAUAUUAUUAUUAUUAUUAUUAUUAUUAUUAUUAUUAUUAUUAUUAUUAUUAAUUUGAAACACAACAAGAUGAGUCCAUAGCAGACACUCUUCUGGCUGUUGUAUUGGAUCACACGUCGGACACUUCCCAAGUGUCUAGGACUGUGUGAUGUAUCUGUGAAUAAACAUAAUAAUAAUAAUAAUAAUAAUAAUAAUAAUAAUAAUAAUAAUAAUAGGUGCCGUGUCUAGGACUGUGUGAUGUAUUUUCGGAUGAUGAGUGCAGAUCCCAGCAGGGUGGCCUUUUGCAGUUGGCAGAUCGUGAUUUUGUCAAUCUCUGUUGUUUACAAAUGCCGGCAGAGAUCUUUUGGCACGGCACCCAAUGUGCCAAUCACCACCAGGACCACCUGUACUGGUUUCUGCCAGAGUCUUUGAAGUUCAAUCUUGAGGUCCUGAUAGCGGCUGAGUUUUUCCUGCUGUUUUUCGUCAAUGCAACUGUCACCUGGGAUGGCAACAUAUUAUUAUUAUUAUUAUUAUUAUUAUUAUUAUUAUUAUUACAGUAGAGUCUCACUUAUCCAACAUAAAUGGGCCGGCAGAAUGUUGGAUAAGCGAAUAUGUUGGAUAAUAAGGAGAGAUUAAGGAGAAGCCUAUUAAACAUCAAAUUAGGUUAUGAUUUUACAAAGUAAGCACCAAAACAUCAUGUUUAACAACAAAUUUGACAGAAAAAGUAGUUCAAUACGCAGUAAUGCUACGUAGUAAUUACUGUAUUUACGAAUUUAGCAUCAAAAUAUCACAAUGUAUUGAAAACAUUGACUACAAAAAUGUGUUGGAUAAUCCAGAACAUUGGAUAAGCGAGUGUUAGAUAAGUGAGACUCUACUGUAUUGACACAACGACAUUGUAUGACACAGCAAACAAGAUAGAUAUGCUGGAUUUCGUAUCUCAGAAUCACAAGUCGAACACUUCCCAAGUGUCUAGGACUGUGUGAUGUAUUUUCGGAUGAUGUGCGCAGAUCCCAGUAGGGUGGCCGUUUGCAAUUGGCAGAUCAUAAUUUUGUCAAUGCUUAUUGUUUCCAAAUGCCGGCUGAGAUCUUUUGGCAUUAAUAAUAAUAAUAAUAAUAAUAAUAAUAAUAAUAAUAAUAAUAAUAUCACACAGUCCUAGACACUUGGGAAGUGUUCAACUUGUGAUUUUGUGAUACGAAAUCCAGCAUAUCUAUCUUGUUUGCUGUGUCAUACAAUAAAAUAAUAAUAAUAAUAAUAAUAAUAAUAAUAAUAAUAAUAAUAAUAUAAUAAUAGGGUUGUUGUAUGUCUUUCGGGCUGUGUGGCCAUGUUCCAGAAGCAUUCUCUCCUGACGUUUCGCCCACAUCUAUGGCAGGCAUCCUCAGAGGUUGUGAGGUAUGGAUCACAACCAUAUCCAUACCUCACAACCUCUGAGGAUGCCUGCCAUAGAUGUGGGCAAAACGUCAGGAGAGAAUGCUUCUGGAACAUGGCCACACAGCCCGAAAGACAUACUACAACCCUGUGAUUCUGGCCAUGAAAGCCUUCGACAACACAAUAUAAUAAUAAUAAUAAUAAUAAUAAUAAUAAUAAUUUUUUAACUCCCAAAUGCAGCUUCACAGGUGGAUUUUGGAGACAGGGACAAGCAAUGAUGUUCAACAGCUCCAAGGGACUGAGUCUACAUGUCCUAGCCAGUACCAAGGGCAGGAUUUAUUGGGCUAGACCACGUUACCUAUCUGAAGCCAACCUGUGGCAACAGAGCUACUGGGAAGAGGCUAGAAGGGAUGGGGGAAAGGGAGAAAUCGACUUGGCUUCGAAGGCGUUAACAUGUCUUUUGUGGCCGCUCCCCAACUUGGUUGAGUCUCAACUUGCCCCCUGUUACCUCACUCCGCCAUCAAAACCUGCUCCGCCGAGACAGGCUAGACCUGAUCUCUUUGGCUGCUCUCCACCACCACCCUUUCUCUGCGCCCCAGGCGUGGCCCCCUCCUUCCGCAUAAGUAGUUUUUAUUUGUUUGGGUUUUCUCCUGCUGCGUGUGAAUAUUUUGCUCACCUAGGGAGACGGCUGUUUCUCGCCAUGGCACCUUGACAUGACAAUCGAAAAGUCUUGUCUGUUUCAGGGAAGUGUGGAUGUUGCACUUGGCCAGCUUGAUCUGCAUUGACUAGCCUUGCAGCGUCAAAUAAUAUAUAAUAAUAAUAAUAGCUUUAUUUUUAUACCCCGCCCCAUCUCCCCGAAGGGACUCGGGGCGGCUUACAUGGGGCCUUGCCCCGACACAACAAUAUAAUAACAACAGCAAAACAAUAAAACAAAUAUCCCAACAAAAAACAUCAGCAUCAAUAAAACAGUCAUAAAAAUCCACAUACAGCAUAAAAUGUUAAAAACAGGAGACUAAUACACGGAUCUGGGCAAAAGUGCAGCAUAUUUCAAAAAGGGGAGAGGUAGUUUCAUAGCUAAAAUGGUCAACAAAGUGCAAUGUAAUAAGGCAAAGCAUCAACAAUGGAGCUACAGUAGAGUCUCAUCCAACAUAAACGGGCCGGCAAAAUGUUGGAUAAGCGAAUUUGUUGGAUAAUAAGGAGGGAUUAAGGAAAAGCCUAUUAAACAUCAAAUUAGGUUAUGAUUUUACAAAUUAAGCAGUAAAACAUGUUAUACAACAAGUUUGACAGAAAAAGUAGUUCAAUACGCAGUAAUGCUAUGUAGUAAUUACUGUAUUUAUGAAUUUAGCACCAAAAUAUCACGAUGUAUUGAAAACAUGGACUACAAAAAUGCGUUGGAUAAUCCAGAAUGUUGGAUAAGCCAGUGCUGGAUAAGUGAGACUCUACUGUAUUGUCAAAGCCGGGCUGCUUCCUGCCUGGGGGAAUCCUUGGUUGGGAGGUGUUAGCUGUCCCUGAUUGGUUCUUGUCUGGAAUUCCCAUGUUUUUUUAUUGUUGUUCUCUAACAGCCUCCAUGCCGAACUACACAGAGAGGCCAAGGAAAUCCACAAGCAUGUGGACAAUUUCAACAGAAAGGAGGAAACCAUGAAAAUGAACAAAAUCUGUCUGCCAGUACAGUAGAGUCUCACUUAUCCAACAUAAACGGGCCGGUAGAAUGUUGGAUAAGCGAAUAUGUUGGAUAAUAAGGAGGCAUUAAGGAAAAGCCUAUUAAACAUCAAAUUAGGUUAUGAUUUUAUAAAUUAAGCACCAAAACAUCAUGUUAUACAACAAAUUGGACAGAAAAGGUAGUUCAAUACGCAGUUAUGCUAUGUAGUAAUUACUGUAUUAUGAAUUUAGCACCAAAAUAUCACGAUGUAUUGAAAACAUUGACUACAAAAAUGUGUUGGAUAAUCCAGAAUGUUGGAUAAGCGAGUGUUGGAUAAGUGAGACUCUACUGUAUUACAAAAACUCUAAAAUCAGGACAGUAAAUAAAUAAAAAUUCUCAAAAAUGGGAAUUCCUGACAAGAAACAAUCAGGGCCAGCUAAUGCCGCCCAGCAAAGGAUUCCCCCAGACAGGAAGCCGCCAAACUUUGAAACUGCAAGGCUAUUCAGUGCUAAUCAAGAUGGUCAAUUGCGACAUUUUCCUCAAACAGUUCUUUCUCCCACCCUGGAAAUCAUUCCACAGAUAUUUAAACCCCACUUGCCUAGUUUCCAACAGACCUCACAUCCUUUGAGGAUGCCUGGUAUAGAUGUGGGGACACCUCAGGAGAGAAUGCUUCUGGACAUGGCCAUACAGCCCGGAAAACUCACAGCAACUCAGUAAUUCCGGCCAUGAAAGCCUUUGACAACACAGGAUAAGAUCAUUUUUGGAUGUGGUGUAAAGAACUAUUGAACUGCACUUUGCACUGCAUCCAAAAAAGAGACACAAGCAGGAAUAAGAAGCACUCCACACACAUCUUGUUUCCAAAGAAGUAGUAAAUCUCUUGCACAUAAAAAGGAAGAAGGAAGGGGGAGAGUCAAAGGAAUGUGGCUGCACCUUUUAAGAGGAACUGGUUUUUUUUCUUUUAGCACAAACUUUCAUCUUCAAAUGCAGGUUACAAAGCAUACUUAUACAGUGGAGUGGAAUGCAAUAGGAUCCAGAAAAAUGCAAAUUGCGUCUCUUGCCCAAAAUGUUUAAAGAGCUGGACAAUUUUUUUGAGAUCAUGCCUGUGAUCGGUUAGCAUUGGUGGGUGAAAACAAUAGAUCUGUUUUCCAAAAGUCAAGUUUCCUUGGGUUUGAAAAAUUCUCAGAGAUCCCUUUGUUAUAUGUGCAGUCGUUGGGACUCUUCUAUUAAUAUAUGUAGCGUGUCUUUGUUCAUACCUCUGCGAAUAGAUUAGAAUUUGGGGAUAUAAUUCAGUUAUGCAAUUUCUUUGCAAUUUCCAACGUUUGGUUGUCUUGUUUCUCCACUUGUGUAGGGACUUUCCUAUCCUACCUGCUGCAUAUGUAUCAAGGGGAUAUUUCCAAAAAGAGUUUUCAACCCAGGCAAACUGACUUUGGCACACAUUGAUGCCAGUUGAGAUCGGAAAGAUCGCCAACCUUCUCCACUAUGGCUGCACUCCAGUUCUCAUCAUCCCCUACCAGCAAGGCCAGUGAUGAUGGGAAUUAUAGACUGGCACAUCUAGAUUUAUGAUUUAGAUUUAUCAAGGUGACCCAUCUGUUCCAUACAAUUUCACCGGAUUCCAUCAUAAUCCUGUUGGCAAAGUUUGGGUCUUUCCCUGAAGUUGGAUCCAGUAUCCUUUGACUCAAAUAGUGGCACAUUCAGAGAAUUUCAAUCAAAAGUAUGUUUUAGCAGCUCUUAAAGGGCAGAAGGAGAUCUACAUUACCCUUUUGGGGUGGGGAGGGUUUAGCUUUAGGAGCGGCCGACGUGCUUUUAUUCUCGGCUCUGUUUGGAAACGCGCAAGUGUCCAGAUGUCCCGUGCCGCCUGCUGUGUCGUGGUUUUGCCGUGUGCCAUAGCAGUACCGUGCUGUGAAUGCUGCUCGCAUGGAGCCAUAAGAACCCUUGCCUUUUUCUAGACCAGCUUUUCGUUCUGCCCCGUCCCUUUUUUCCGCUGUUGCACCGCGCAUUGCAAUCUUGCCGAAUGGAAAAGUGCCACUUGCCCCUGGGAAUGCUGUAUGUAUUUCGAGGCAAAUUCAAGUAGUCUCGAUUUUGUAUGCGCGUGCUAAAAAUCCCGGAGUGCAUUGGUGAUGGAUUUAUCCAAAACUGCCUUCAACAGACAGAAAAGACAGUGAGCUCAGAAGGCCCUGUGGGAUUUACACCUUCUUUUCUUAGCAAGAGCAUUUCCAAAUUCACUUGCUGGGGGAAAAAAAUACAGUGCCAAUAGGUUAUAGAGAGCAUUAGCAGUGAAGUAAGAAAGCCUUGCAGUGAGACAGGCACCCAGGUCCCGUAUAAAAUCCAAAUUAUCUGCUUUGAACUGGAUUAUAUGGCACUGUAAAAAGGUAAAGGUUUCCCCUGACAUUAAGUCCAGUCGUGUCCGACUCUGGGGGUUGGUGCUCAUCUCCAUUUCUAAGACGAAGAGCCGGUGUUGUCCAUAGACAUCUCCAGGUCAUGUGGCCGGCAUGACUGCAUGGAGCGACGUUACCUUCCCCCCGGAGCGGUACCAAUUGAUCUACCCACAUUUGCAUGUUUUCGAACUACUAGGUUGGGAGGAGCUGGGGCUAACAGCGGGCGCUCAUUCCGCUCCCGAGAUUUGAACCUGGGACCUUUUGGUCCGCAAGUUCAGCAGCUCAGCGCUUUAAUACACUUCGCCACCUGGGGCCCCUAAUGUCUGUCAUAAAAAGGUAAACGUUUUCCCCUGACGUUAAGUCCAGUCGUGACCGACUCUGGGGGUUGGUGCUCAUCUCUAUUUCUAAGACGAAAAGCCAGUGUGGUCCAUAGACACCUCCAAGGUCAUGUGGCCAGCAUGAUUGCAUGGAGUCUAAUAUGUAGACUCAUAUUAUCCAGUUCAAAGCAGGUAAUGUGGAUCUCCUGCUUUGAUAUUCUGGAUUUUGGAAGUUUAGAAGAGGCCCCAGUGGCUCUUUCAAUAUUGUUAGGGAUGCAAAUACGGAGUAUGUGCCUAAAGCCAAUCACUUCCCCAGAACGGCGGCUAAACUUAGCCUAGUCCGACAGCUCAUUCUGUGCUAAAACCGGAAUUGUAAUAGGCAGAGGAAUUGAAUGAUUGAAACAUUUCCCCAUAGACCUGAGCAAAGAGAAAAAAACCAGUCAAUGAUGUCUGGUGGGUAGCUGAGCUCGUAAACACAGCAACAGCGGCUACGACAACAACAAAAUUAAAGACUCAUCACUUUUGCUCGGUAUACAGUUUCCUGAGAUUAAAGCCUGCCUGCUUUUUGUGGGUGGAAAUUCAGAAAAAGAAUACACCAAGGAUGGGGCAAAAGUGACUGGGUGGCAGUGUCAAUUGGCCUUUAUACCUGAGUACAGUCAUCUCUCCACAUGUGUGUUUUUGACUUUUGCGGAUUUGGCUAUUCCUGAAUUCGAUCAAAAAUAUGCUUUCUGGGAAUCUCUUAAUUCCUUCAAUGCUCCUCAAGUCACACCAGAAGACAUAGAGAUUUCUAGAGCCAACACCUGCCCAGGAAUACAGUAGAGUCUCACUUAUCCAACCUAAAUGGGCCGGCAGAAUGUUGGAUAAGCGAAUAUGUUGGAUAAUAAGGAGGCAUUAAGGAAAAGCCUAUUAAACAUCAAAUUAGGUUAUGAUUUUACAAAAUGAACACCAAAACAUCAUGUUAUAAAACAAAUUUGACGGAAAAAGUAGUUCAAUACGCAGUAACACUAUGUAGUAAUUACUGUAUUUACGAAUUUAGCACCAAAAUAUCACGAUAUAUUGAAAACAUUGACUACAAAAAUGCGUUGGAUAAUCCAGAACGUUGGAUAAGCGAGUCUUGGAUAAAUGAGAUUCUAUUGUAUUUAGGUUCCCCAAUGCCCAGUGGAAAGGGACAUAGAUUUGUGCUGGAAGAGCUAGAAAUUCCUAGAGAGAUGACAUUAUGUGUAAAAAAAAUAGCAAUUUAUUUAUUUGCAAUUUUUUUCAAUUUCUGAAGUGGUCUUGUGCCACUGAGCCAAGCCCGGGCAACCUGUGGCACUCCAGGCCUGCCAUAAGCUCUGCAUAUGUAGAGGGCUGACUGUAUUCUGUUUAGGAAAUUAUGGAAGUUGCAGUCCACGAAUAUCUGCAAGGCCAUAGGUUGCCCAUCCAUGAUGCUGCUAUUUGCGCAGAUGAGAUGCAACUGACUUUAAACCUGUAGCUCCUAACCAGCAGAAGAUACAAGGGCUGUGAUCCUACAAUGCAUGCACAGUCUUAAGUGUUGCACAUAAGACUCACUUGCCACCAGACUCAAGAUUGUUUAUGUUAAUGCAGCAGCCAUUGUGUGGCCAUAGCCAGACACAGACAGUAUUUCAUCCACCAAGAUCCACUGGAAGUCUCCGUAGAUGAUGUCUUCUGUUUGCAUUUGGCUGUGGGAACAUUGCCAGGCAUUUCUUUGCUUUCCACCAUCGGAUAGGCAUUGGAAGCAAGUAUUAAUAUCGGCACGGUCCUGACAAAGAAGAAGGCCCCACUCAGUAACUGAAAAAAAAAAUACAUAGGAAAAGUACCUUAUACACCAUAAAGGUGUAUAAGGAACACUUAGAUAUUGCACAGAAGAUAUUGUAUAAAAAAAUAAUGCAAUUAGGUUUUGUUUGGUUACCCUUUGGUUCUGUUUCUGGCAUCUUUUGCUUUCUCUCUUUGUCUCCAACCCCAAUAGGCAUCAUCCACUAUGGAUUUAAGGUGAUAUAAGACAGGUUGCUGUGAGUUUUCCAGACUGUAUGGACAUGUUCCAGAAGCAUUCUCUCCUGACGUUUCGCCCACAUCUAUGGCAGGCAUCCUCAGAGGUGUGUGAGGUCUGUUGGAAACUAGGCAAGAGGGGUUUAUAUAUCUGUGGAAUAAUGUCCAGGGUGGAAGAAAUAACUCUUGUCUGUUUAUGGAAUGCCUUGCCGCCCCAUAUGAGAGCCGUGCGUGAGUUGGGGCCUUUUACCCUAGCACUCAAGACCUGGCUCUUUACUAGAGCUUUUAAUCUAUGUUAAUUUUAUCAAUAUUUGUAUGUAUGUAUUUUUAUCCUUUACAAUUUUAUCUUGUAAAUCGCCUAGAGCAUCUUGGAUGGAGGGCGAUUAAUAAGUAAUUAAAUGAUGAGGAUGAGGAUGAUGUUUGAAGAAAGUGUGAAUGUUGCAAUUGACCAUAUUGAUUAGCAUUGGAUGGCCUUGCAGUUUCAAAGCCUAGCUGCUUCCUGCUUGGGGGAAAUCCUUUGUUGGGAGGUUUUAAGCUGAUCCUGGUGGUUUCUUGUCUGGAAAUUCCAAGGCGGUCAGUUGCAAUAUUCACACUUGCCUCAAACAGGCAAGAGUUCUUUCUUCCACCCUGGACAUUAUUCCAUUAACCCCCACUUGCCUAGUUUCCAACAGACCUCCCAACCUCAGAGGAUGCCUGCCAUAGAUGUGGGUGAAACGUCAGGAGAGAAUGCUUCUGGAACACAACCACGCAGCCCGGAAAACUCACAGCAAGCAAGUGAUUCUGGCCAUGAAAGCCUUCGACAACACAUUGACAUAAGGCUCUUCAUUGCAAUCAAGGCAAACCUUAUUGAGCUUAAUAGUGGUCUCGAAUGGCUGCUUACAUUUGGCAAAAAUAAAAUGUUAGUCCACUGUUGGUUGCCCCCAAAUUAACAUACUUUGUUUUAUUUAGGGAAGGCUGAAGAGGGGAAUUAGAGACUAAUAUUAGAGUUAAUCAAUAUUGUUUCCAAUACAGUAGAGUCUCGCUUAUCCAACAUAAACGGGCUGGCAGAACGUUGGAUAAGUGAAUAUGUUGGAUAAUAAGGAGAGAUUAAGGAAAAGCCUAUUAAACAUCAAAUUAGGUUAUGAUUUUACAAAUUAAGCACCAAAACAUCAUGUUAUAAACAAAUUUUACAGAAAAUGUAGUUCAUUACAUAGUAAUGCUAUGUAGUAAUUACUGUAUUUACGAAUUUAGCACCAAAAUAUCACGAUGUGUUGAAAACAUUGACUACAAAAAUGCGUUGGAUAAUCCAGAACGUUGGAUAAGCGAGACUCUACUGUAUUGGGAAUGUAAGAUAGGACUCUUUCCUAACUGGAUUGAGAUGGUAUCUUAUUUUGACGGAGGUUAAUUGGUUGAUCGAUGAAGCAAACCUGAAUCAAUAUAAUAAAGUCCCAGGGAAAAACAAAGGUUGAUAGACAGAUUGAAGUCCGGGAGAAUUAUACCCUUAGGGGAAGCAUUCAGACAUAGGAAAGUUGCUUUAUAUACCAUAAUAGGCUUUUUAUCUGUCCAUCUAUGUGACCAUUAACAAUCUAAGGUGACUGAAUAUGCUAUUUAGGCCUUUUCUACUGGGUAGAGGACUAAUGGGUGUUGUCAUCCAGCACAGAUAGAUAGCAUAGGGUUGGGGAAGGCUGAUAUAAAGCACUGAGUUGCCAUAUCAACAAGGCAACCUAACCACGUUGACCAUCUAUUUAGUAUCAUCCUCCAAGCCUUUGCACGAAACCGGGAAUUUCAGCAUGGCAAAUAUACAACUCGAAGCAGCAUCCCAGGCACCAAGUGAUGCUUUUCCAGACUGUAUGUACAUGACGCACGCUGGAAAACAAUAUCCAAAGCAAAAACUGUGCUGUGCUUGCAGUGUGUAUCAAUAAAUUACAGACCUGUGUUGAA
Molecule: messenger RNA, 13737 nt
Organism: Anolis carolinensis (green anole)
Lineage: Eukaryota; Metazoa; Chordata; Lepidosauria; Squamata; Anolidae
Gene: phyhip
Product: phytanoyl-CoA 2-hydroxylase interacting protein
Exons: 6
Coding region: 433-1461 (342 amino acids)
Cellular component (GO): cytoplasm
Molecular function (GO): protein binding
Source: RefSeq, a predicted model, not a curated record